Molecule: messenger RNA, 267 nt
Organism: Dibothriocephalus latus
Lineage: Eukaryota; Metazoa; Platyhelminthes; Cestoda; Diphyllobothriidea; Diphyllobothriidae
Source: the annotation of a GenBank genome assembly
AUGCCGGGGUUUAUCGUGCCAAAAUUGACAGAAAAGGACUAUGAACGUGAUCACCACGAGAGAUUCAUCGAAACCCAAUUUGGCUACCUUGAUUACCAUGACUACCCCGGGCAGAAAUAUUAUCGAAACUUCCAGGGCGAACAUGACCUUGACUUAAUCCGACGCUACAUUCCAUACAACCUCUGCUCGGGCUAUCCCGAUGUGACCUACCGAUACUUCGCUCAAAAUUGGCCCGAACUAUGCAUAUUUGUAAGGCAACUCCAUUGA